This is a messenger RNA of Papilio machaon (common yellow swallowtail), 1042 nucleotides long. RefSeq lists its product as uncharacterized. Lineage: Eukaryota; Metazoa; Arthropoda; Insecta; Lepidoptera; Papilionidae. Bases 122 to 973 code for a protein of 283 amino acids. The transcript is spliced from 5 exons. The record is from RefSeq and is a predicted model, not a curated record. Gene Ontology annotation, molecular function: protein binding.
UGAAAACAGCGCCAACACCGAUCUAUUUUCGUCUUAGUAAGCUUCUUGCAUUCGUAAUAGUGACUGUUUCUAUAACAAGUGCAACACAAAGUAUAUAAAUAUUUGAAAAUAUUGUCUAAAAAUGAGUGCACUUAAAAUAGAAUCAGAGGUAAAGGUCGAAUCGGAACCGUGUGUAGUGGCCUGGGACAACAAUACAUUGUUUGUUGGCACGGAAACUGGAACCAUCUUUUCUUACGACAAAAACCUAUCACCGGGUGGAAAGUGGACUGCACAUGAAACGCAAGUGUUUGCAUUGACUGCGGCAAACGGCAAUGUAUACUCAUCCUCAAAUGACGGAGGAGUCCGUGUCUGGUCUGCUAAGGGUGACAAAGUCGCUGAGCUUCCACCGACCGGAGGAGAUAUCGGGGCUUUGUGUGUGCAAGAUAACCAGUUAAUUGCUGGCGACGAAAGUGGCAAUGUUGUAAUUUAUGAGAACAAUGACGUAAAAGCCAAGUACCAGGUCCUCGAAGAAGUGAAAGAUAUAUGUUUGAAAACACCCUAUAUGUUUACUGCGCGAGAUUUAUAUGUUACCGUCACUGAAAUAAAACCAGAAGAAUCUAAGACUCGGUUCACAACCCGGCACACGAUGGAUGGGCGCGCGCCGAUGCGGGUAGCAGGCGCCCGGCUCGUCGUCACCGCAAGGGGGGCCAACAAUCUGCAGCUACAUGAUGCAUCCAUCGAUACUAAGUUCAAAAAACUACAUGAAGUCAAGGUAAGUGAUAUGAUAUUAACCAGUCUAUCAGUGAGCGAAGACCAUGCGUGGACAGGUGGUUGGGAUGGUAUCGUACGACGAUGGAAGAUCGUCGGUGACCAAUUCCAACCAGCAGGGGAGGUAAACCUGGGUGCCUGUGUGAAUGCGGUUGUUGCUACAAAAUCUGAUGUAGCUUAUGCCAUAAUAACAGGAGGACGAGUAGUUUGCCUAAAAGGCACAUAAUCAACAUUUUUUACAAGUAAUGAAUUAACUGUAUAUUUUGUGUAAUCCAUAUUUUCAGAUAUUAUUGUA